Messenger RNA from Monomorium pharaonis (pharaoh ant), 642 nucleotides. RefSeq lists its product as uncharacterized. NCBI's taxonomy places the organism in Eukaryota, Metazoa, Arthropoda, Insecta, Hymenoptera, Formicidae. The transcript has a single exon. The record is from RefSeq and is a predicted model, not a curated record. Bases 42 to 539 code for a protein of 165 amino acids.
UGCUUCUUGAGCGGCUUCGAGUCCGCUGUCGCUGCUUCAUCAUGGAUCUUGCCAUCCUGCUAACCUGGGUGGUCAAGGCGGCGACUUCCUUUCUCAACGCUUCGAGUUCGCUCUCUUCCUUUUGCGACUCUCGUCUUCUCUCUUCUCUCGGUGCCGUCGACGUGGCUAGUACUACUGCUUUUUGUCCUAGCUCGUGGAUUCGGUCUGCUUGUUCUGCUACUUCGUCUAGCUCGUCCGUCGUCCGUGUUGCUAGUAUGGCUUGCAUUGGAUGUGGUAGACGUCCUAGCCAUAGUGUGCGCAGUAGUUCGCUACUUACUGUUGCUCCUGCUAGAGCCUUGAGGUAUCUUAGGAAUUGUGAUGGCUUCCUAUCUCCGAUUUCCUCUCGUUCUAAUAGUUGCCGCAUCCUGUUAUCUUGUGAGUCGGUGAGUCUUUGUAUCAGCGCCUUCUUUAAUGCCUCGUAUUUCUCUGUCUCUGGCGGUUGGGUAAUUAUGUCCUUUACCUCUCGGGCCUGUUUUGGUUCCAAUUUUGAGAGUGCGUAGGCGUACUUCUCCACAUCUCUAUUGAUUUUGCACAGCGCAAACUGUCCCUCUAGUUGUGCGAACCAUAGCUCGGGCUCGUCUGGCCAAAAUGGUGGUAGUCGUA